CCAUAAUUAAGAAGUUGAAUUUGUCCAAUGCAUGAUUUAAAAGGUUCUCUGGUGUUCUCUUUCCUUUGACGUGUGUCUCUCCAACUCCCCAGAUUCCACCCUCGCCCAAUCCUUACAACCUCUCCUUUCCUACCGCCACAAUGACGAGCAUCCGCAAAGUCAUAAUCUCCCAAUACGGCGACGUCGACGUGAUCAAAGUCGUCACCGAUGUCUGCCCACCACCACCGCCAGGCGAAAUCCAAAUCGCCACAGAAUACUCAGGCUUCUCCGGUGCCGACGUCAACAUGCGCAAGGGCAUUUACCCCUUCAUGAAGAAAGCGCCCCUAACCCCGGGCUACUGCCUUGUUGGCACCGUCCGCGCCCUAGGCGAAGGCUCCAAGAACUUCCAAAUCGGAGACGUCGUCGCCGUCCUGACGAAGUACGACUCCGAGGCGGAGCUGGUCAACCAGCCGGAGAAGUACUGCAUCCGCGUCCCCGACGGCGUGGAUCACCGCCAGGCGACCGCUUUGAUCUGCGAUUGGAACACCGCGUACGGCAUGGUGAUGCACUCGGCGCGGGUGUCCAAGGGCCAGCGGGUGUUUGUCCACGGGAUGAGCGGCGCCGUGGGGUACGCCCUCAUGAAGCUCGCGCAGCUGCAGGGCGCGACAGUCUACGGCACCGCGAGCCAGCGCAACCACAUUGACGUCCGCCGCGAGGGCGGGAUCCCCUUCGUCUACAGCGACAAGAACUGGAUGAAGGAGAUGAACGCCCUCGGAGGCGCGCAUGCAGUCUUUGAUCCGCUCGGCUUCGAGAGCUUUGACGAGAGCUACUCCAUCCUCGCCGAGGAUGGCACGCUUGUCGGAUUCGGGAAUAACAAGGCGUCGUUGAAUGAGGGCGCGCCCCCACGGAACCCGACGGGUGCGCUGUUGAAGCUGUUUGCGAGGAACUUGAACCUGUUGACGAAGAGGAGCACGACGUUCUAUGCGUUGAACAGGGACUCUACGACAUAUGUACCUAAUGUCACGGCGUUGUUGGAUAUGUUGAGAACGGGGACGAUUACGGUGCCGAUCAAGUGUGUUUGGGACAUGGAGGAUAUCCAGACUGCGCACCGGCAGUGGGGUGGUGGGAGUGGCGUUGGAUCUUUAUUGAUCAAGGUGGCCAAGAAUUAGAGCCUUGGUUGUGCUCGUCGUGGGGUUUCCGGAGGGAUUCUUGUCUCUAUUUACGACUGAGGAAGCAUAUUUGAUAUUGAGGAGUCUGGGUAGAGUCCGUAGUUUAAUUUCGAGAAGACCAGGUCUUCGUCCGUACUCUGUACGGUGCUAUAGCUGUUAUUUCCAUAUAUCGAGGGGAAUGAGAAACAAUUGGACCCACGAGUGCUAAAGCCCCCAGUUCAAGGCUUCAAUCCCAACUUGGAAAUACUCGCCUUUCUUUACAAACUGUCAUCCAGGGAGAGUUUCCAUCAACGUAGCGCCCGGCCCUCCACUAUCCGGCUCCGGCCCCACCAUAUUGGUUUACGUUCGACUGAUGUCGCGAUUUAAAUCGGUCUACACUAGAUCCGAUAGA
Messenger RNA from Colletotrichum godetiae, 1539 nucleotides. RefSeq names its product zinc-binding dehydrogenase. Lineage: Eukaryota; Fungi; Ascomycota; Sordariomycetes; Glomerellales; Glomerellaceae. The record is from RefSeq and is a predicted model, not a curated record. Gene Ontology annotation, cellular component: mitochondrion. The coding region runs from base 141 to 1148 and encodes 335 amino acids. Gene Ontology annotation, molecular function: oxidoreductase activity. The transcript has a single exon.